GCCGCGGCGUUCCCGGAAAUGAUCCUCUCCGGCCACCGUUCCCAAGUUCUGUGUACGUCAUUCUUAUGCGGCGGUGUGCUGCUGUAGAAGGAAGGAAGGAUCCCGAUAGCGGUCAGAGAACUAGUUUCUUCCCUCCUCACUACCAUGAAGCCCCCGUCGAGGCCGCGCUCGGCUCCUGCUCGCUACCACUUGGGCCCCGUCUCCCGAAUUUGGACCGAUCGAGAAAAGCGACGCUUGCUCCGGGGCUUGAGAGCCCAAGCUCAGGCGCCGGGUCCUUUGCGGCUGGAAGUGCUGAAGAAGUAUUUGCCUUCAAGGGGUGAAGACGAGAUCAUGAAGUUUGUGGAUCUACUGAAAGAGCGCGUGGCAAAAGAAGUAGUCAAGGCACAGUUUCGAUACCACCAGUGUAAACAGAAGGAUGCCCCUGUUCCUGCACCUAUUGAGGUGUGGACUGCGUUGGCUGAAAAAAUGACAGGAUGCCUUGAAGAUGCUGUAACAGCUGCUUUUUCCCAGGUUUUGACAAUUGCAUCUACUGAGCCACUCUGCUUACUCCAUUCUGUGCCCCCAAAGCCUAUGGAAGUUAAAACCACUAGAUGUUCAUCACCAACUCUUCAUAACAAGAAUAAAUCAAAUGAAGAAACUCGGGAAGCAACUGUAUCAUCAAAUGGAGAAGAAUUAACCCCUGUGAAAAAUGGUGAAUUUCAGGUAGACUUCGAAAAGAUUUACAAAUAUCUCUCAGUGAUCUCACGUGGAUCUAAAGCACCAGAGCUUCCACCAGGUGAAUCAGCUGUGCUCCUAGACUUGUUACUAUCGCUACCAGAAGAGUUGGAGUGUCUGGACUUUAAUAAAUUGAAAAGUCAUAUGUACAAAUGCUAUAGAGAGUUAAAUGGACGCUACACAGGUAAUAAAAACGGAACACAAGCAGAGUCCAGCCAGUCUGUAAACAGUGGCAGAGACCAACAUGAUAUAUUUUUCCAUAUCCACCCAAACAGCAGCUGCUGUCAACAGCAAGAGGGUGCUAAUUCCCAUUCUUCUUCCAAAAAUGAUGAAGCAUCAUCAUCUGCCAUCAACUGGAAAACUCUGGGGAUCUGCCCUUUGAAUUCAUUCAUGUUCCCAUUGGAUCUUUUGACACGUAAAGGAGAUGCUGUUGAGUGAGGGGAACUCCAGUCUGUGCUACUACAAGCCUGCAACAGACUUCUCACAAGUGUUCUGAAAUAUAUUUACUAAUGCAAGGACCAGGCAUAGUCUACUUGCUGUAGCUGUUAUGGGAUUACUACGUUCAACUAUCAUGUUCUGCAUGAUACACCCUUGUUUAAUGUUAAUAAACACUGUUCAAUCAUG
Messenger RNA from Anolis carolinensis (green anole), 1338 nucleotides. It is a transcript of the gene snapc2, whose product is annotated as small nuclear RNA activating complex polypeptide 2. Gene Ontology annotation, biological process: snRNA transcription. Gene Ontology annotation, cellular component: nuclear body. NCBI's taxonomy places the organism in Eukaryota, Metazoa, Chordata, Lepidosauria, Squamata, Anolidae. Bases 145 to 1152 code for a protein of 335 amino acids. The transcript is spliced from 5 exons. Gene Ontology annotation, molecular function: RNA polymerase II general transcription initiation factor activity. The record is from RefSeq and is a predicted model, not a curated record.